CGCCGGAGCUGGAGCCCCGCUCUCUGCCCUGAUGCGUGUGUGUGCGGACGGGCCGCCGUGCAGAGGGGAGCCCGUGGCGGAACGCGCUGACUGAUGUGCCCGGCGGACACACUCACACACACACUCACCACCCGCACAUGAUCGUUUUCAUCCCUUCCAGAGCCGCACGACAGGACAGAAGGAACAAUGCUUGAUGGACUCCGGCGGAGGCACGCCUCUCGCCCCUCCCCCCGGCCCCUGUCACUCAACUUCAGCACCUUCUCAGCCCCUCCCCCAAGCCCGGACAUGGACAGCAGUGAUCAUCCAAUCAGGAGGACUCUACACAGGCUGAAGUUGAUGAGCUCUCCCAGCCUCAGUGAACUGGGCAAGAGUGAGAAAGGUUCACCAGAAGACAGAGGAGAGAAGCAGAAGAGAGCAGGAGCCAACGCCACAUGGAACAGCAUCCACAACGCCGUCAUCGCCGUCUUCCAGAAGAAAGGUUUGGCAGACAACGAGCUUUAUGUCCUCAAUGAAGGUGUCCGGCAUCUGCUGAAGACUGAACUUGGGUCCUUCUUCACAGAAUACCUUCAGAACCAGUUGCUUACAAAGGGAAUGGUCAUUCUCCGGGAUAAAAUAAGGUUCUAUGAAGGCCAGAAGUUACUAGACUCUUUGGCAGAGACCUGGGACUUCUUCUUCUGUGACGUUCUCUCCAUGCUGCAGGCCAUCUUCCACCCAGUGCAGGGUAAGGAGCCCUCUGUCCGGCAGCUGGCCCUGCUCCACUUCAGGAACACCAUAGUCCUCAGUGUAAAGCUAGAGGACGCCCUGUCUCGACCGCGGGCCCGUGUGCCUCCCUCUGUUACACAGAUGCUGCUCAUUCUACAGGGGGUCCAUGAGCCACGUGGGGCAAAUGAGGACUACCUGAGACUGGAGUCUCUGGUCCAAAAGGUGGUCUCCCCCUACCUGGGCACCCAUGGGCUCUGCUCUGGAGAUGGUACCGAGGCCCACUGCUGUGUUCUUGAGAAGCGCUUGCAGUGGUGCUGGCCCAAAUCUGUGGAUCAACCAUCUAAAAACCCAGUGGUCCGAUCAAAAAGCUACAAUAUCCCUCUUCUGCUGACCCCAGUGGCUGAGUAUGACCCAGACGCAAGCUCUGUCAGCAGUGGAGGCAUCCGCCGCCACUCCGCCUGCGAGAUCUCAUCUUGCAUGGAGGAACAAGGGCUAGCCUUCGCGGACCUGGCCUCGGGACCCGACCUGACCAGCUCGUCCACCAACAGGCUUUGUGUGGGCUCUCAGUUCAACGGUAUCGUACAAGGAGGAGCCAGCGCCAUGGAGUUGCCUCUUUCCUCUUCCUCCAUCCUUCCCAUCCAUUCCUCGGGGCCCCUGCAUGGCACCGAGGCCACGACAACACUCACUGAUCUGAGUAAAGGUGCAUCCUCCACGCCUCCCAGUGGGUCGUCCAGCCCUGAAACCAUCAUCGGACAAGUGCUCGAAUCUGCAGACUCAGACUCUGACGGGAUAUUCAUCGAGUUCCCACCGCACUCCUCGGAGGCAAUGGGAUACAGCCGGGAGAGCAGGCAGAGCACUGUGUAGCUGCUUUUGCCUUCAUGAACCGCCGCAGGGUGUGUGUGCACCGCCCCCCCUCCAGUCUGUACUUUAACAUCGGGGAUAGAGAUCAAAGAUACCUUGCAGCUAUCUUUGAUUUUUUUUUUUUUAAACAAAAGGGAAACUUCCUCCUCGCUUUGUAUGUCCAGAUUUCAUGACGAGUCCAUUCCAAGUGCAUUUCGUCACUGUCGGGUGAAAACUUAGCAUCUCCAAAAUCAGCUUUCCAAGAACUGA
This is a messenger RNA of Myripristis murdjan (pinecone soldierfish), 1812 nucleotides long. It is a transcript of the gene prr5a, whose product is annotated as proline rich 5a (renal). The transcript has 11 exons. Gene Ontology annotation, biological process: TORC2 signaling. Gene Ontology annotation, cellular component: TORC2 complex. NCBI's taxonomy places the organism in Eukaryota, Metazoa, Chordata, Actinopteri, Holocentriformes, Holocentridae. The record is from RefSeq and is a predicted model, not a curated record. Bases 187 to 1566 code for a protein of 459 amino acids.